AUGGGCGCCAUCCCGCAGAUGGGUGCUGUGGCCGGCCAUCGGCUCAGAGCUGGGUCCAGGCCUCUUCUGAGCAGCUGCCGAGGCCUCGUGUUUUCCACGGAGGUCGUCGAGCGGAGCUGGAGCCCAGGAGAAGCAAGUGGAGGAGGAACACGCUGGCCCGGGCCCCGCACCAGCCAAAUUUUUUCAGAACCGAACGAUUUCCUGAGGCUCACGGGCGUCGCAGUUGGGCUCCGGCCUCGGUGGUGGUGGUGGGCGCCGCCGCGGGGGCUCUGCUCUCCCGGUGCUGCCCGGCAGGACGUGGCCGGGGGGAGGAUUGGCAGCCAGAGGAAACACAGACUGACAAGAACUCAAAGUGCCUUUUCCCCGGUUGUGUUCAGCCCCCUCUUCACAGGUGAAACGGUGUCACUAGUGGACGUGGACAUCUCUCAGCGAGGACUGACCUCCCCUCACCCUCCGACUCCACCACCUCCACCACGAAGAAGCCUCAGCCUGCUAGAUGAUAUCAGUGGGACGCUGCCUACAUCUGUCCUAGUGGGUCCAAUGGGCUCCUCCCUGCAGUCUUUCCCUCUGCCUCCGCCUCCUCCGCCCCAUGCCCCAGACGCCUUCCCACGGAUCGUCCCGCUGAGGCCGAUGGAGGCGAUGCCCGGCCAGCCCGCCCCGCACCUCCAGUGUCCGCUCUACCGCCCGGACUCCAGCAGCUUUGCAGCCAGCUUGCGGGAGCUGGAGAAGUGCGGGUGGUACUGGGGACCGAUGAACUGGGAGGAUGCAGAGAUGAAGCUGAAGGGGAAGCCCGAUGGGUCCUUCCUGGUCCGAGACAGUUCUGACCCCCGUUACAUCCUGAGCCUCAGCUUUCGGUCGCAGGGCAUCACCCAUCACACCAGGAUGGAGCACUACAGAGGGACCUUCAGCCUGUGGUGCCACCCCAAGUUCGAAGACCGCUGCCAGUCUGUGGUGGAGUUCAUAAAGAGAGCAAUCAUGCACUCCAAAAAUGGGAAGUUUCUCUACUUCCUCCGAUCCAGGGUUCCAGGUCUCCCUCCGACGCCUGUCCAGCUCCUGUAUCCGGUCUCCAGGUUCAGCAAUGUCAAAUCCCUUCAGCACCUUUGCCGCUUUCGGAUCAGGCAGCUGGUCCGAAUAGACCACAUCCCCGAGCUCCCGCUGCCCAAGCCCCUGAUCUCCUACAUCUGCAAGUUCUACUACUACGACCCGCAGGAGGAGGUGUACCUGUCGCUGAAGGAAGCUCAGCUCAUCUCCAAACAGAAGCAGGAGACCGAAUCCUCCACGUAGCGAGGCUGCCUCCCCCGUCUUGUUGCUGUCCCUGAUG
Molecule: messenger RNA, 1321 nt
Organism: Leptosomus discolor (cuckoo roller)
Lineage: Eukaryota; Metazoa; Chordata; Aves; Leptosomiformes; Leptosomidae
Source: RefSeq, a predicted model, not a curated record